AGCCCUCGUGGCCGCCGCCGUCGCCGUCCCCACCUCUGUCGGCCCCACCGCCGCCCCUUGCCGGAGUGAUGCCGGGCAGGGUCGUCCGCAUCCAGCAGAAGCUCCUGUCCCCGCGGCAUGCGCGGAUAGAGGACAGCUCAGAGGACGAGGAGUCGGGCGGCACAGCGCCUCCAGUCCGGCGCCCAGCUGCUGCCCGGGCCAGCACCUCUCCAGUACGGCGCCCAGCUGCUGCCAGCACCUCCGCUGCUCCCGCGCGCAAGUCUCACGGCCACGCGCGGUACGGUGUGAGCAUCGACGACGAGGACGACGAGGUGGAGAGCAGCGGGGUGGCUGUCGCUCCCAGCGCCUCUCCGCGGGCGUACACGCAGCAGCUGACACCGAGGACGCAAGUGGCGCCGCUCCUCACCAAGGAAGAGAGCUCCUCUGGUGUCCUCGUUGCAUCGCGUGUCGCCCGCGCCAGGAGGGCCACCGCCGCAAUCCUGCCGUCCGACCCGGACGUAAAGGAUCGGAUCGCCAGGGCGAGGGCUGAUCGGGCGCGGCUGGUGCUGCCGGUGCCUCGCGCCGCCGACUCCCCCCCCAAAGGCAUCCAGGGGCGCCUGAUGGCGUUGUUGCAUCGCUACUGCGGCUACGCCCCGCUCGCUGAGACGGUGGCGGUGCAACAGCACUGGCUCAACCUCGCCGAGGCCGCUGCGUUGGAGGGGGACAGCCCGGUCGGCUCGCGACGAGGCCGAGGGCUCCCGACUUCGCCGCCGCCGCCGGCCAGGUCUUGGCGGGCGGCACUGAUCCUACUUCUCGCCACCGGCGCCGGGUCGCUGGCUGCUGCGGGGCUAUACCAGGCGUUUGAUGGCUCGGACACCUCAGAGCGGCGCGGCCACCCUCUCGCCGCGCUACUGCACAGCACGCCACCCGCCGCACCACCAUUUCCUCCGCCCUCGCCGCCCUCGCCGUCGCCGUCUCCGCCGCCGCCGUCUGCACCGCCCCCAUCCCCGCCACCCCCGCCCCCGCCAUCUCCGCCGCCGCCGUCCCCGCCGCCACCUCCGCCGCCCUCACCACCUCCUCCAUCGCCGCCGCCGCCGCCGCCGCUAUCCACACUGCACGCAACAUGGCGGCAGAUUGAGGGGCUGAUAGAGUGGCUGAAGUGGUGGUAACGUGAGAGAAAACGAUAUAAAGUGUUCU
This is a messenger RNA of Emiliania huxleyi CCMP1516, 1176 nucleotides long. RefSeq lists its product as hypothetical. The transcript has a single exon. Bases 69 to 1148 code for a protein of 359 amino acids. Lineage: Eukaryota; Haptophyta; Isochrysidales; Noelaerhabdaceae. The record is from RefSeq and is a predicted model, not a curated record.